Chlamydomonas reinhardtii is the source of this 2896-nucleotide messenger RNA. RefSeq lists its product as uncharacterized. Bases 87 to 287 code for a protein of 66 amino acids. The transcript has a single exon. Lineage: Eukaryota; Viridiplantae; Chlorophyta; Chlorophyceae; Chlamydomonadales; Chlamydomonadaceae. The record is from RefSeq and is a predicted model, not a curated record.
AUUUCGCGCGGGCGCUACCGGGCGCGAUUUUGGGGGGAACCGCCAAGAGACCCGGGGUCACUGAACUCGACGCAGAUGGUUUACUGAUGGGCGUCUUAAAGCCGGGGUCCGUACGGACCCCGGUGCAAGACGUCUGUGGGGUUGUCCCUCCAAGGAGGGAGGGGGAAGGGGGCGAUGUGCGCAGGGCGGGGCAACGGGCGGUUGGCACGCGGGGAUGCGCGGCAUGCGAGAAGGCCGGCGAAAGUGGAGAGCAGGGCGAGAACGGAACAGCAGAAAGCAGGACUUGAAGUGCGACGCAGGAUCAGCAGGCAAGUAGGUUGGGCCGGAGGUGGCGCCGGAUGUGCGCAGCUGUUGCGCCGAGUUGGGUGCAGGAUGUUGUGUGGCAGGAGUUGCAGAAGGGACUUGCCAAAGGAUGUCGCAAAUGCGAUGCAGGGAAGAUAGACGCGUCCUCGCUGGCGCAACGGCGCAAUAAUGCCAUGCCCAGGAACGCGCGAGGUGCAUCGCCGGGAUUUGCAGCUCUGCCAUGUGUAGCAGUGCCUCGUAUAUGUCAAAGUCAUUUAGGCGCGGCCCGCGAGGCCUAUGGCGUUGCUACAGCGGGGAGCGACCAGCGUUAUGGAGCGACUUGAAGCACCUGUGCUCGAAUGGUACUCGACAAGCGCUGAACUGAGCAUUGUGAACAUUUAGCCGCAUUUCAUGUAUUUGCAGUGACACUACCGUGCGCGCGACGACAUGCAUUCACGUCGUUUUUCCUCAGGGGCGCCGUUUCGCGGGCUGUCUCUGCUCGCAUCGGCCUUUUGCAUUAUGAGGAAUAUUAUGGAAAUGCGCGCGGGCGCUACAGGGCGAGAUUUCGGGGGGAACCGCCAAGUGACCCGGGGUCACUGAACUGGGUGCAGAUGGUUUACUGAUGGGCGUCUUAAAGCCGGGGUCCGUACGGACCCCGGUGCAAGACGUCUGUGGGGAUGUCCCUCCAAGGAGGGAGGGGGAGGGGGUCGAUGUGAGCAGGGCGGGCAACGGGCGGUUGGCACGCCGGGAUGCGCGGCAGGCGAGAAGGCAGGCGGGAGUGGCAGGCCGAGAACGGAACAGCACGAAGCAAGACUUGGAGGGCACAGCAGGAUCAGCAGGCAAGGAAAUAGGGCCCCGGGACCGGAGGUGGCGCCGGUUGUGCGGAGCUGUUGCGCCGAGUGGGCUGCAGGAGUUUGUGUGGUAGCACAUGCUGAAGGGAGUUGUCAUAGCAUGUCGCAAAUGCUGCGCAGGUCUUGGAAAACAUACGAGUCCUCGCUGGCGCAACGGCGCAAUAAUGCCAUGCCCAGAAACGCGCGAGGUGCGUUGCACGGAUUUGCACCUGUGACUCUGGUCAAAUAGCGUCUGCAAUACGCCAAAGUCAUUUAGGCGCGGCCCGCGAGGCCUAUGGCGUUGCCACAGUGGGGAGCGACCUGUGUUAUAGAGCGACUUGAAGCAGCUGUGCUCGUUAUCGUGCACGAAUUGUUGUUAUAACGUGUGCAUGUACUUAAAGAUAUUGUGAAGUAUAUCGCAGUGUCUAUGGCGCCGCGGCAAGGAAAUGCGAUGUGGCGUUACUGAGGGCGCGAUGAAGGCAGGUUCAGCUCGUUAGCCCCCCGACAAGAGCUGAACUGAGCAUUAUGAACAAUUCGCCGCAUUUGAAGUAUUUGCAGUGACACUACGGUUCGCGCGACGACAUGCAUUCAAGUCGUUUUUCCUGAGGGGCGCCGUUUCGCGGGGUCUCUGUGCGGCUGUGAGUCUUUUGCUCUGCGAUAUAUAAGUUGUAGUCCGUACGGACCCCGGUGCAAGACGUCUGUGGGGAUGUCCCUCCAAGGAGGGAGGGGGAGGGGGUCGAUGUGAGCAUGGCGGGCAACGGGCGGUUGGCACGCCGGGAUGCGCGGCAGGCGAGAAGGCAGGCGGGAGUGGAGGGCAAGGCCGAGAACGGAACAGAAUAAUGCAAGAGUUGAAGUGUAAAGCACGAGCAGCAGGCAAGUAAGUCUGGCCCAGCAGGGCUGGAGGUGGCGCCGGUUGUACGCAGCUGUUGCGCCGAGUUGGCUGCAGGAUUUUGUGUGGUCGAACUUGCAGAAGGGAGUUGUCAGAGCAUGUCGGAAAAGUUGUGCAGGGAACCUUGCGCGUUCCUGGGCAACGGCGCAACAAUGCCAUGCCCAGGAACGCGCAAGGUGCAUCGCACGGAUUUGGAGCUCUGCCAUGUCAAGCAGUGCCUCAUAUAUGUCAAAGUCAUUUAGGCGCGGCCCGCGAGGCCUAUGGCGUUGCCACAGCGGGGAGCGACCUGCGUUAGGGAGCGACUUGAAGCAGCUGUGCUCGUUAUCGUGCACGAAUUGUUGUUAUAACGUUUGUAUGUACUUAAAGACAUUGUGAAUUAUAUCACGGUGUCUAUGGCGCCGCGGCAAGAAAAUGCGAUGUGGCGUUACUGAGGGCGCGAUGAAGGCAGGUUCAGCUCGUUAGCCCCCGACAAGAGCUGAACUGAGCGUUAUGAACAUUUUGCCGCAUCGUAAGCAUUUGCAGGGACACUACGUUGUGCGCGACGACAUGCAUUUUAGUCGUCUUUCCUGAGGGGCGCCGUUUCGCGGGCUCUCUGUGCGGCUGUGAGCCUUUAGCUCUGCGAUAUAUAAGUUGCAAUUCCUCGCGGGGCGAAAGGCGCGGGAUUCAGGCGCCAACUUUGUUGGGACCCUGGGUCAUGUUACCUGCCGCAACGGUCUUAGGAUCUUAGGAUUGGGUACAGAUGGUUUACUGAUGGGCGUCUUAACGAUUUCAUUGGAUAGCGUGAAAAGCAAUCGGGGCACAUCCUCGGGUUGAGGGAUUUCGAUGGAUGGAAUCCCGGACCUGUCAAAGUCACCGCCUAAGUGCAGAAACGGUAUGACAAGACAAAUCUCGAUGA